AUGGCAGCUUCGCUAGGAGGCAAUAGUGUGGAGUGGCACGUUCGUCCUCCAAACCCUAAAAACCCAAUCGUCUUCUUCGAUGUCACCAUCGGUAACAUACCUGCCGGUAGAAUCAAAAUGGAACUCUUCGCUGAUAUUGUCCCCAAAACCGCCGAGAAUUUCAGGCAGUUCUGCACGGGGGAGUACAGGAAAGCAGGACUUCCUAUUGGCUACAAGGGUUGCCAAUUUCAUAGAGUGAUCAAGGAUUUUAUGAUUCAGGCUGGUGAUUAUGUAAAGGGUGAUGGUAGUGGAUGUGCUUCCAUCUAUGGACUCAAGUUUGAUGAUGAGAAUUUCAUCGCCAAACACACUGGACCUGGGCUUCUAUCAAUGGCAAAUAGCGGACCAAAUACCAAUGGUUGCCAGUUCUUUUUAACUUGUGCAAAAUGCGACUGGCUUGACAACAAGCAUGUUGUUUUUGGGAGAGUGCUUGGAGAUGGUCUUUUGGUUGUGAGGAAGAUUGAGAAUGUUGCAACUGGACCCAAUAACCGGCCUAAGUUAGCUUGUGUCAUUGCUGAAUGUGGUGAAAUGUAA
Molecule: messenger RNA, 570 nt
Organism: Lathyrus sativus (Indian pea)
Lineage: Eukaryota; Viridiplantae; Streptophyta; Magnoliopsida; Fabales; Fabaceae
Source: the annotation of a GenBank genome assembly